UAAUCAAAAUCCACCAUGGGUGUGACUAUGAAGCGAGCGGCCCUCAUCUUCGCCGGCCUCGGCGUCUUGUCUUUCAUCUUCGGAGUCAUUGCGGAGAACAAGAAGUCUGCCGCCGGAACCCCAAUUCCCGGUAAAGAUUCGGUUCUAUGCAAGUAUCCAUCGGAUCCCUCCGUCGCCCUCGGCUACCUAUCGGUUUCGUUCAUCAUAUUAUUUUCUUUGGCUGGCUAUUGGUCUCUGUUUUACCCUUACAAGGGGAAAUCCGUUCCACAGUUUGUUCUCUUCCAAAGCACCGGUUUCUUCGUCUUCUCCAACAUCUCCUUGUUUACAGGGGAAGGAGGGGGAAAACGGGGGGCGGGGGGAGAAAUGAAGAUAUGGGGAGAUUGUGGUCGCUCAGCCAUAGCUCCACCAUCGCGUCUGGGAGGUCACCAGGGUAGCCAUGCUCCCAGGCAGUUUGGAGCCCCGUAA
Hibiscus syriacus is the source of this 465-nucleotide messenger RNA. RefSeq lists its product as uncharacterized. The transcript has 2 exons. NCBI's taxonomy places the organism in Eukaryota, Viridiplantae, Streptophyta, Magnoliopsida, Malvales, Malvaceae. Bases 16 to 465 code for a protein of 149 amino acids. The record is from RefSeq and is a predicted model, not a curated record.